Molecule: messenger RNA, 4637 nt
Organism: Haemorhous mexicanus (house finch)
Lineage: Eukaryota; Metazoa; Chordata; Aves; Passeriformes; Fringillidae
Gene: SEMA4G
Product: semaphorin 4G
Exons: 18
Coding region: 761-3295 (844 amino acids)
Biological process (GO): negative regulation of axon extension involved in axon guidance; positive regulation of cell migration; negative chemotaxis
Molecular function (GO): chemorepellent activity; semaphorin receptor binding
Source: RefSeq, a predicted model, not a curated record
AAAGCUUUUUGCUCCUCCAGAGACGCUGAUCAUGGGGAUUUUAAGGAGGUGCCGACUGGGCCAGCCCGUUUGGGUGUGCUGUGCUGCCUGGCUGCCAGUGGGAGGCUGAGGCCAGCACAGUCAUGCUCACACAGCUUCCGUGGUGACCCAGUAAACCCAGUCAGACCUGACCGGGGCUCGCUCGCUCCCCUGAGCGCUCACCCACGCCUGCACGCCUCUGCCACCCCACGGCUUCCCUGCAUUCCCCAGGGACCAGCAAACACAUCCCACUGGUGAGAGACGGUACCUGGCUCCGGCUCCAUGCUGCGAGCUGUGGCUGAAGCCCAUAGGAGCACUGACAGCCAGUGGUAGGAGGGUGGGCUUUUGCCUCUGUGGAUGUUGCAUGUUGUGAGUAGAGCGUCUGGUUCCUGGCUUCUCCCCUCUCGGGGUGUCCGUCAGUCCUGUGCCUGGGCCCUGCAUCCACCGUCCUGCUUCUUCAGUGUCGCCAGCCAGCGACGGAGCCUCAGUGGGAGCUGAGGCUGGACCAUCAGGUCCUAUGUGGGCCCCCCUGUGCUGGGAAGUAGAGAAAACUGUGGUGUUUCCAUUCCCAGCUUUUUUCUAUUUCUCGUUGAAGUGCUGGACUUGUGUAAUCCAUCUGCCCCCAGCCCUGGUGGAGGGUUUGGUGGCCAGCCCUGUCCCAGAGAGCUGGAGAGCCCGUGCUGAGGAGUGGCAGUGCCGGCCCGGCGGCUGAGGCGGCUGCCCUUGCCCAGAGAGCGGGAAGAUGAGCGCAGGGCCGGCACAUCUCCUGACAACUCUCUUCAUGGCAGCGGCAGCCUUGGGCUACCCAUCACGGCGCUCUGCCACCGACCUGGAUGCCACCCCCAGGACAACAGUCACCUUUGAUGAGCUGUCGGGAGUCCGGCGCUUCACCGCACACACCCUCAACUACAGCACCCUGCUGCUGGAGGACGAGCGGGGCAUCCUCUACGUGGGCGCCAGGGGAGCCAUCUUCGCCCUCAACUCCAGCGACGUGGCCGACGGCUCCCACCACACGAUCCACUGGGAAGCCUCCCCAGAGAAGCGGAUGGACUGCUUGCAGAAGGGCAAAAACAACAAGACCGAGUGCUUCAACCACGUGCGGUUCCUGCAGCGGCUGAACAGCACCCACCUCUAUGCCUGUGGGACCUACGCCUUCCACCCGCUCUGCGCCGCUAUCGAUGCCAACAGGUUCAUGUUGCCGUCUCACUUUGAAGAAGGCAAGGAGAAGUGUCCAUAUGACCCUGCCCGUGGCUACACUGGCCUCAUUGUGGAUGGAGGCUUGUACACAGCAACACGCUACGAGUUUCGGAGCCUCCCUGACAUUCGGAGGAACCUGCACCAGCGGCCACUGAAAACAGAGGAGUCCCCACUGCACUGGCUGAAUGAUGCUGAGUUUGUGACCUCUGUGCUAGUCCGGGAGAGCAGGGACAGCCCUGUGGGUGAUGAUGACAAAAUCUACUACUUCUUUAUGGAGCGGGCAGGAGAGGAGACCACAUCCUUCUUUGACAAGAGUCAGGUGGCCCGAGUGGCCCGGGUGGCCCGUGUCUGCAAGAGCGAUGUGGGGGGGAAGAAGAUUCUGCAGCGCAAGUGGACGUCCUUCAUGAAGGCACGCCUGGUCUGCUACAUCCCCUACUACGAGGUGCUGCGCAGUGUCUGCAGCCUGGAUGGGGGUGGCUGGGCCAGCACUGUCUUCUAUGCCGCCUUCACACUCUCAGCACAGUGGAGGACCAUGGAGGCCUCGGCUGUGUGCCGCUACAACAUCUCGGCGGUGCAGCGUGCCUUCGAGGGCCCCUACAUGGAGUACCAGGACUGGGCUCGCAAAUGGUCUCGCUACGAUGGUGCAGUGCCCGAGCCCCGGCCCGGCUCCUGCAUCACGGACCACUCCCGCAGGAAGGGAUACAACUCCUCACAGGACCUGCCCAACAGUGUCUUGGACUUUGUGAAGCUGCACCCACUCAUGUUUGAGGAAGUGAAGCCAGCUGGCGGGGAGCCGCUCCUGGUGAAGAAGAACGUGGUGUACAGCCAGCUGGCUGUAGACAGGGUGCAGGCCCUGGAUGGCCGCUCCUACGAUGUGCUCUUCAUGGGGACAGGGGAUGGCUGGAUCCACAAGGCUGUGGUGGUGAACUCUGGCAUCCACAUUGUGGAGGAGGUGCAGGUGUUCAGGGACCUGCAGCCUGUGGAGAGCCUGGUGAUCUCCCACAUUCAGAGGAGCCUGUAUGUGGGGGCAGCCAGUGGGAUCGUGCAGGUGCCCCUGGCCUCAUGCGCCAAGUACACCUCCUGCUACGACUGCAUCCUUGCCCGGGACCCCUACUGUGCCUGGGAUGGCAGGGCGUGCCGCACCAUCACCACCACAGACAGCACAGGGCUGGUGCAGGACAUUCAAAGUGGCAACAAGGGAUGCCGGAGCAGCUCUGGACGGGUGCGUGUCCCCACAGGUUCCCUGCUGUGGAAGAACCGGACGGUGCUCCAGGGGGACGAUGUGCUGCUGCCCUGUGACCAGCGCUCCAACCUGGCCCGAGCCGUGUGGCUGCUGAACGGCAGCGAAGUGCUGGGCACGGGACAGGACCGGCUGCGUGUGGGGGUGGAUGGGCUGCUAGUGACGGACACGCUGCCCCAGCACAGCGGCGAGUACCGCUGCUACGGCGAGGAGCAGGGUCUCCGGACACUGUUGGCUGCCUACAGCCUCUCUGUGCUGCCCGAGCUGCCCCGCAGCCCUACAGCUGCCCCAUCACCCCAUGCUGCCAGCCAGGCGACCAACGACAUGAAGGUGGCUUACAUUUCCGCCAUCGUCACCUUGGUGGUGCUCUGUACCGUGCUCAGCAUCAUCCUCCUGUACAUGUCCUGCCUGGAGAAGCGCAAGGGCAAGUAUGUGCUAGGGGAGCCGCGGCCAGCCAGCGUGGAGCUGCAGACCGUCUCGGCUAAUUGCCUGCGCAAGGGCCACCGGGAGGAGGAGGAGGAAGAGCUCACCUACCCCGAUGGCUGCCUGCGGAUCAUCCCCGGCGAGGCGCCCACAGCUGCCACCUCCCCAGUCAAGGAGCUGCCAGCUGCUGUGCCCCCACUGCCACCCCCGCUACCAGCCGAGCUCACCAACGGUGUGGGGGCUCUGCCCAAUGUCCUGCGCAAGAUGAAUGGCAACAGCUACAUGUUGCUGCAGCAGCAGGAGGAGCCACUGGCCUCCCCACUCUACAGCGCGUCCUUCACCGAGGAGCUCAGCAAAAUUCUGGAGAAGCGAAAACACACGCAACUGGUGGAAAAGCUGGAUGAGAGCUCCGUGUAGGGGCUGGGGAGGGGGGUCCUGCCAGUGGGGCCCUCCUCCCCUCCAGCCCCUUCUCCCACCCUUUGCCAGCAGUGUUACAAGACUCAGGCAAAACUACCUCCUUGAUGGCAGAGCUGGGCCGGGCCCGGACUCGGCCAUUCCUUUGGCUUUUCACUCACUUUUAAGACCUGCUGUACAGAAAAAAAAGGAAAAAGUAUCUAUUUAAAUUUGGAGCUCUAUUUAUGUAUAAAAACUCACUGACGGUGGCCACGAGCUGGAGACAGGAGCUGGCACCUGGCUGAAGGCGGACACCAUGGGAGGGAGAGUUUUUGUCUGUUCACCCAGGCGUGAGAGAGACGCUGUUGUGGAUGUGUGGACUUGGCCAGUCCUGCUGGGUGUCCCUUGGCUCACAGGAGCUGGAUAGCUGCUGAGAGGGUUUCCUCUCUGGGAGAGGAUGGUUUGGCAAGGCACAAGAGAUAGGGCGAGAAGCUGAUGUCCUGAAUACCCUGGAGCAGCUGGUGAAGAGGCAUGUGCCCACUGCGAAGAAGCCAGAAGAGGCCACAGGGCACUGGAUGAAGCAGCAGGCAGCAGGAUGCACUAGCAGCAGGACUGGCAGUCACCACCAUGCUCUACAGCAUGACAAGGGACCAGCACAUCAUCGACAUGCCCCUGAUGUCUGCAGUGCCCCUGUGGCUCCAAGCACAACGUGUUUCUGCCCUCCUGUGCAGUGCCGUUGGUGAACUGGAGUUCAGGCACAGCUCUGCCACCCAUGGGAAAAUGCGUGGGCAGGGAAAUGUCCUCACACAGUGAGGAAGAAGAAUCUUGGACAAGGGCUUGCCUCCCUCUGGAGCCUUCUCUUCAUGGCACUUUCCAGGAGCAGCCUAAAUCCUCCCAACUGUUUCUGCAACUGCCACCUCCUGGGGACUGAGAGAUGGGGGUGACAAAAGCAUCUCACGCUCUAGGGACAGUGUGGUGGCACCGGAGAAGCUCAGGAGGGACACACCUGUGGAGGUCCAUGUCCUCCCCCAUGUUCCUUGCUCGCACCUCCAUGAUCAGGACAUUGCCAAGGGCACAGCCCUGAAAGGAAAACAGGGGACAGGUGACAACCCCCAGGGUCUCUCACAAGCUGCAGCUCAGGCCUCCUAUUCCAGGAGAGAGAGGCUUAGCAGGAAAAGGCAAGAGUUGCACACUCUGCCACCCUGCCCCAGCCCUUGUUUUUGCUGCAAGAAGGGGGCGUGAGCGACCCCCAAGGACUACCCCAAGGACCACCCCCAACUUCCCAAGGAGGGGCAUCACUCUGUGUCUGGCACUCCUCACGCACAGCUCCACAUUCCCCCCAGCAAUAAAAAUGGCUCUGUCUGGA